Ictalurus furcatus (blue catfish) is the source of this 9010-nucleotide messenger RNA. It is a transcript of the gene cep192, whose product is annotated as centrosomal protein 192. The transcript has 48 exons. The record is from RefSeq and is a predicted model, not a curated record. Bases 341 to 8521 code for a protein of 2726 amino acids. Gene Ontology annotation, biological process: centrosome duplication; protein localization to centrosome; mitotic spindle assembly. Lineage: Eukaryota; Metazoa; Chordata; Actinopteri; Siluriformes; Ictaluridae. Gene Ontology annotation, molecular function: protein kinase binding. Gene Ontology annotation, cellular component: cytoplasm; centriole; pericentriolar material.
AACUUUGUUUUAUUUAUUUAUUUAUUUAUUUGGGCUUGUUAUAGAGUGGUUUCACACAACUGUAAAGUAGGCGUUUGCAGGCCAGAACUCGCAAACGGUUAAAAACUUUAAGGAGUAUUAGCGAAAAGCCGUCUGUUGGUGCAAAUCUUUACAUCACGCCUGUAAUUUCGGAGUCCCUCCGCUGAACUGGAGCCUGAGACCUAAUUUGCGGACAUUUUCCGAGGUAGUUAGCUGCUGGUGGUCGAUAAAUAAAUAGACGGCAGUGGAAAGCUAAUGGGGAUAGUUAGAUGAACACGCCCAUGCCCCAUGUGAUGAGACCUUGUGGUGUUGAGUCACAGACAUGGACAGCUUCCGAAACCUGGAGGAAGAGACGUUUCCCAGCUUCUUCUCCAACACGUCUUUGGGCAGCGAUGGCCGGGCCACUCUGGGUGAUGUUACACUGGGCUCCACUCUCGGGGUGCCCAUGGCUGCUUCUACUGUGGCUAAAAGUAGAGCUACAGCAGACAACAGGUUAACUGAUGUCCAAGCAUCUUACUUGGAGCCUGGACUAGUUUUUCAAGCAGGUUCUCAAGGCUCAGGUUGUGGGAGGGAAAAGUUUGCUCUCAGCUUUAAAGAUGAUUUGGACAAUGUAGAUGACUUCAUAGCUGCUAAUCGUUUUUCAGACCUGUUGGUGAAGGUUAAUUUAGAUGAGUCAGAAUCUGUGUCUACGUCUAAAGCUGCCGUAGAAGUGGGAGCUCCCUCUGUAUCUGCUCGGCCCUCUGAUUACCCUGAUGAUAUUUCCACUGGCCUAUUGACAGUUUCUCAUAUUGGAGGUAAAGAAACCAUUACUGGUCAGGCUGUGUUAGCUCCAAUACCCAUAGAAGAGGGUCCAGAGAGUGAUGCAGUGGACAGUGAUGGGAUGAGUGGCAGUGUCUCAAGCUUCCUGGCUAAUGAGAAGCUCAUGUCACUGGACAGCAUGAACAGUGAUAUUACAGAUGAUGAUAUUGAUGUAGACAGUCUGCAUGAUGAGGAGUUGCAGCUAUACUUCAACAAGCUCAUUCCUCCAGCCAUGCAGCGAGGUCGAGUGGAGGGCCAAGAGAUCCCAGCUGCUGAAUUACCAGACAAUCAAGUUGGUUCAUCUCAACCCCUUGUUACUGGUCCAGAUACAUCGCCCCAAAACCGAUGUAACUUUCUCAAUGACUAUGAUAAGGGGGAUUUUUGCAUGCCUGAUGUGCGGCUGGCCGCCACAGGUAUGGACUCUUGUCCUGCUAGUGAUGAAGAUACUGAGGAUGAGCUGGAAGCCUCGCAGAACCGUAGCAGAACCCGAUUUCUGUUGCCAAGCACCUCCAGACAUCUGGUUGGGGAAAGCCAUCAGCCUCAUUUUAGGCCAGGCCUGGUAGGGGGAAGCUCAGAUGAUGAGUCUCAGACAGGUGCUCAAUUUACAGACUCCAGAACAGGCAUUGAACACCGGUGCUCUGCUGAGGGACAAGUGAUUGACUUGCCAAUAACAGGAGAUGGUGGAGGGGGUGAUGGGAGCAGCGGUAGUGAGGAGGAUGGAAAUGAUGGGGGUGUAGCUACAGUCCUCCCACCCACUGGUGUCCAGACCACAUAUGACGUGCUACGGGGACUGGGAAUCGUGGGAGGAAGUGGGACAGGCGAGGAUGAACAUCAGUUACUCUCACAGCUCCCUGGAUUAGGCCGAUUUGUCUCAAAUGUGCAUAGCCAGAUGGGAGACCGUGUGGGCCCAGUUGGAACAGUUGAAACUGAUUCUUCAGUUCAAAGUUCUGGACAGACCAGGCUUCAGUUUAUAAACCAGAGUAUGAAUCAGGACAGGCAAGAGGCUCUGAAUGCUAUGGAUAGUUCACACUCGGGUGCAACAUCUCUGGAAGAACGCUUUGACUCCAUUUACCUUAGGCCUGGUGGUGUCUGUAACCUACAGGACUCCACUUCAGGUGCUUCUGCCCUUCAAGGCACUCAAAAUGCUUUUGAAUUCUCUUUUACCAAAAACCCUUUUGGAGAGACCAAAGCAGGAAUCAACAAAGGGCAUACCAUUGACUUUGGUGAUCUAGGUCUCUGUGGAGGCCUUUGUAGGAAUUCUGUCAGUCUUGGCCAACACCCACACAGCAGUGAGGAACAUCCAGGAGAAUCUGUUGAAGUAAAGUUCCACUCUCAAAAUGUCCAUCAGAAUGAAGUUGAGCAGAGUAAUAUUUGGAAUGAAGGAUCACGUCCCGACGAUGUGGAACUGGAGUUCCAACAAGGUGCCAAUGCUACUCAUAGUGUUGUCUACCAGAAUGAGGAUGGGAAAUGGGUGACUGAUCUAGCCUACUACUCCUCUUUUGAAAAGGAGACAAAUGUACCUGAUGAUAUUGCAAACCAGUUGCAGUCUGAGGAAUUUGUUGGUGGUGGCCAGGCUAUGGAAAAGAUUAUUGUGGAUCAAGAGGAGUUUGAGAAAGAGCACCAAUUCAUGCAGGAGGAACAGAUAGAAGCAGUCAAUAGAAGUGUGCUUCUUGGUGACACAUCUUGGAAACUUCCUGCUAGUAGCCACAUUCUGAUGAGAGCCUCCCAAGUCUCAACUGAGUUUGAAAAGGAGAACCAAAGUUAUUUGCGUAUUUCCCUGGGAGAAUUUUUUCAGCAGCGAUCUGAAGCUUUGGGCUGUUUAGGGAGCAGAGAAGAAGACAUUAAAAGGCCUUCAUUUGGUUAUAUCAUCAACUCUCCAGAGAAGAGGGAGCCCUUUGCUUUGAUUAGGCCCUCUGAUUUCUCUUCUAGAGGAAGUUCUGUUCGCAGUGAAACGGUCCAGCUCAGUGAUGCGGAUGAGACCAUGAAUCCAGAGGAUUUGGAGAAGACUCUUGAGCCUACACCAGCUGAGCAGCCACUAAAGGGUCAUGCAGACCCAAAAGAUGUCCAGAUUUCACCUGUGUUAUCACUGGAUCAUAAGGGGAAUUCCAGUCAAAGUUCUGAAUCAAACUCUAGUGGAAGUUUAACACUUAGUAUCAGCACAAUUGCAUCUGCCAUUGCAGAUGCCUCAAUCAGCUCAGACCCUGCCCAGCUUGCAGCAAUGAUCAUGGAGUUAUCCAAAAAGAGGCAUUCUAAAAGCAGAAGAACAGAUGAGCUUGUUCAGACCCCUCACCCUAAAAAACUACUUCAGCAGGAUGACCUUCAGAAAAGCUUAUCCCUGGGUGACCUGAGUGCUCUUGACAUGGAGAAAUACCUGAAAAAGGCAGAAGUAUCUAGCAGUGAUAGUGAUGCUUCCAGCUCCCAUUCCUGUCUUGACAUUCUCAGCUUGGCAGACAGUCUUGCUAACUCUUGCAGGUCUACAGAGAGACAGACUCCUUUACCAAACAGCAUCACUCUUCAUGCAGAAGAGCAUUCAACUCCAAAAGACAUUGUAAAGAAAAGUCUGGUUUCACCGAAUAACUCAUCCAAACAGUCUACAGAAGUCGUGUCCGAAGUUAAGAGGUCUGAUGCAAAGAGAAGUUAUAUUCCACGACCGAAGACUAGCUGCAUUCCAACACCCACAGCUCACCCACCCAGGAGAUCAGCAGGUGCAGGACAGUCGUUGACAUCAUCAACGAAUAUAAAGACUAAACCUGUGCAAGGCAAGUCAGAAAGAAGCAAAAGUGACUGCCACGUACCAACACCUGCAGGAAACCGGAGUUGCUCAGAGUCCAGGGUCGAAAUGAGCACAGCUCGACCACAGGUUUCUGGAAUGUGUCACUCAUUAAAAAGCAAUGACCCAAUAUCAGACUCAAUGGCUGCCCCCAAAAACUCUCAAACUGGUGGAUGUUCGGAGUUACCUAUGCAAAGGAGCUCGCCACACACACCCAAAAGCAAAAAUUAUAUGAAGCAGAAUGGGACGUCCUGCUCUGAAGAGGCACAAUCCGUUAGGAGCCCUCAAGCUACUCAGACUCUUGGAAAAGAGAAACAGACAUUUGCUGCACAGAGUUCUUUUCCAACCACUGAUGCACAAUUUGCCUCACCUGAGCGCUGUACUUCUGGUGUUGUGGAGGCUAGCCAUUGCACCUUUAGACCAUCCACCUCUCCACUUACUCAUUCAAGCCCAAGCCAGACUUCACUGCUUAGUGGAUAUGGAGACCUUUCUCCGUCCUCUAGUAGUGGUAUGUGUGAGAGAAGUCCUGGGACUGACCCCCUGUCACCUCAGUCUCACUGUUCUAGUCCAUCCAUGAGCAGGCUCACCUACCUCUCUAUUAAUGAGAACACUACACUCCCCACACCUAAUCAUCAUCAGAAAAAUAAUUCCAUGUCCUUGAGUACCACCAUCAUCAGAGCAAGUCCCACCCCACCAAUGGAGCCUGUUGAUGCAAAUAAACCUAUCCAUCAGACCCAUAAUGGAGACCUGAGUUCACGAUCAUCUUGUCCAUCAACCAAUCCUGGCUCAAAUCAACAGACCUCAGAACAUGGCUCACGCAUCCAAAAUGAGUGCCAUAUCCACAAGGACUGCAGGCAUGAGUGCCGGCCAGUGAAUCGUCAGUCCGAGUCUCACCCAAGUCUGUACGCUCGGGUUGACUCUGGUUAUUCCAGCAACCUCAACAUUAACAAUCAGCCUGCUGGACCAAUGGAGCAGAAUACUAACAAAGUCCCUGAUUUCCCUGGAGCUGGGAGUGAGGCUUUUCUUGGCUCACAGUAUGGUCCUCCCCCCACCACUUACAAAUCUGAAACAUUGAGGUAUGGGUUGGCCCCAAAUUACAACUCCCAGGGUGCUUUGUCAGAACUAACUUGUGGUAUACCAACCAUUCUAACUGGUCGGUCACUCUUCAGCACUCAGCUUCCACAGCAGUACUUGGGUGCAGAAGGGUCAUUGCAGGCUUCAUCCUAUCAUAUAGGGCCCCUGGCUGGACCGUAUGGUGUGCCAGCUGUGAUGACUGGUGCUAACUCACAAAUUGCACAUACACAUGUCCCUGGAUCAAAAGGUUUACCAUCUGUCUAUAUGACUGCUGGCCAACAUCCUCAUCAGUACCCCCUGAGCAAACCUUAUGGACAGCCCAGCAUGGCGGCAUGGUCUGCACGAGAUCUGGCUGAUCUGAGAACCCAAGUGGUUGUCCCAGAUGAGCUGAAGUUUCCUGGUGCAUGUUGUGUGGGCAUUGCCUGCCAGACAUCACUCAGCAUCUUUAACCCCUCCGAACGCUGGCAACAGGUGGCCAUAUCUAUAGUAAAUCUGUCCAUCGAUGGAGAGAAGGUGGACUCGCUGCCGUACCAGUGGCUGAUUGUGAAGAAUAAGACCAUCAUUGGACCUAAAAGCACAGAAGAGCAGAAGGUGCUGUUGAUUGCUCCAAAAGCUGGCCUCUACCAGUGUACUCUCAGUGUGUCAUCCUGGCCUGCUUCUGCUGAGAGUGAGACAGUGGCACAAGCUGAGGCCUUUGCCAAGAAAGUAGUACUCAUUGCAGUGGCUGAGAACCCAGCAAUAGAAGUGGAUGUUGGCAAGACUGGCUGUCUGGACUUUGGAGACCUGGCAGGAGGCAGUGUUAAGUCCCUGCCUCUUAAAAUGGUCAACAGGACUCGAGCAACUGUGCCCAUACGUCUAGUUAUAAGUGCGAAUGCCUCAGCCUGGCAUUGCUUCAGCUUCUCUAAGAGUCCUGUCACUAUGACAUCAGAUGGCUCUCUCCAUUCUGGUGGGAAUUUGACCUCCAUUUCGGUCAUAAACCAUGUGAUGCAUUCCAGCUGUGGAGAUAAUCCAGACAGCUUUAUGGUGUGGGUUCACUUUACCGCACCUCAGAGAUUCAGUGCAAAAUUAGGUGAAUUAGGCCCGCCAGACGAAUUCAGUGCUCGUGUGGAUAUUGAGGUGGACAACCCUGGCCCCAGUCGCGUGAUCCAAAGUGUUGCUCUCAGAGCAAGGUCUGGGACAGCCAGAGUUCAUGCUCCCAAGGAUCUGCAGACUGUUUGUCUUCAGACUCCACUGGGACAGUCAGCCAGCCAGACUUUGCCAUUAAAGAAUGCAGGCAACAUUGAUGUGCAACUUAGACUGAAGUGUAAUGAUGGUGACAACUGCUUCAUGGUAAAACCUGAAGAGCUACUCCUGCGAACUGGAGAGGAACAGGGAAUUGUUGUUACUUUUACUGCCCAGAGCAACAGAAAAUAUAAAGAGUGUCUGUUGACAAUCUUCGUACUGCCCAGUGGGCCACAAUAUGAGGUUGUCCUGAAAGGAGAGGUGGUCCAGGGGAAUUCUGGGAAUGUGACAUCUGCUCAAGUCUUUGUGCCAAAUGGUGAAGUGCCACCAAUCCUCUCCAACAAGCAGUUCAUGGCCUGGGGAGGAGUCACUCUAGGCAGAGCUGUGCAGCAGAAGCUAAUACUGAGAAACAACUCCCCCACUACAUCACAGCAGCUACGAAUACUUAUCAGAGGUCAGGACCAGGACUGCUUUCAGUUGCAGAGUUCUUUUGGCCCUGAUGAGCAUUUGACUCGUAGCAGAGAGCUAUUAAUUAAACCCAAAGAGGACGUGGCAGUUCACCUUCUUUUCGCUCCCACUCGUGUUGCUUCCAUGCUGGCCAAGCUUGAGAUUAAACAGUCUGCUGUCCGACCCUCUCAACCUGGAGUUAAAUUCACUAUCCCUCUGUCUGGUUAUGGAGGCACAAGUAAUGUGAUUUUGGAGGAAUUAAGGAAACGUUCUGAUGGUUAUGUGGCCACACUGAGCGGCAUUCAGAAAGGCAGAGUCAGCAAACUUUGUGUGUGCGUGCGAAACACAGGCUCCAGAGCUGCAUUUAUUCGAGCUGUCCCAUACAGUGACCUGGAGAAGCGCACAGUCAUGGACUCUGCCGUUAUCAGCCUGUCACCAUCACAGUUUAUACUGAAAGAAAGGACGCAAGAGGUGAUUACAGUGGUGAUGAAGGCAUCGUGUAGGGAGCAGGCUCUCUGCCAGACACACACUGCUCUCCUUGCCACCAUCUGCCUCUUCUGUGGAGAUGAGGUCUCUCGCCAGCAAUUCAGGAAGUUACUACGCAUCAAGCCUGAUGUAGGCAAAAAAGUGCUGUCUGAAAACAGCUUACUAAAGAGCAUCUCCUUUGAUGAGCCUUUCCUUGGUGAGGAAUUGAUUCAGGAAGCCUGUGACCUCCCCCAGAGGCCGAAUGAGGCUCAAGUUUUCUAUGGAAACAUGAGUAAGGUUAUCCUGUCACUACUGGGUACAGUGGAAACCGCUGCUUUAGCAGCGAGUGAUCAUAUUGAGUUUGUCAGAGCCUUACAGCACCAUGCCAUGGAUUCAGAUAGUGGUCUGGGGACUUCAGAGCGUCACUUCAGUAAUGUUUCCCUGGACGUUCUUCCAGUAAAAGGGCCACCGCUGUGUGCGUCAGAACCUGCGCUCAAACGGACUGAGUCUUCUGUGGACAACACCUGGAGUGUCCAGCCUGAACAGCUGGUCCUCAGUGCACCCACCAUCACUGGUGUAGCUGAUACCAAGCAUGUGCGGAUCCUGAACUGUUCAGAUCGUGAACUGAGAUUUGAGCUCUCCUGGCCUGCCCACUGCCUGACCAUCACUCCUCAACAUGGCAUCAUUGAGCCCCAGAGCAACUUGCAAAUAUUAAUUAGCCCAAACCCCUCAUUGGCAACCAAAACUUCUAUGCUUCCAUGGAGUGGCCAGAUAUAUGUCCAAUGUGACAAUCAGCAGAAGUUUAUCAGAGUGCAGAUCCGUCAGGACCUGGCUAUGGACAUCUCUGCUGCUGGCUCGUCCUCGGACCACUCCCUCUGCCCCCUGCCACCCCAGGCGGAAACCCCUGUUGGCUCAGGUCUCAAAGCCCAGUGCAGCAGCCCUCAGACUAGCGUGGAAAUUAAGAACCGCACAGUGGUCUUUCCCUCCACCUGCUCUGGAGAGUCCUCAGAGUAUUCUGUGGAGGUGGAGAACCAUGGGGAAGAAGUUAGGUGGUACCUUUCAUCUUUUGCACCUCCAUAUGUCAAGGGUGUAGAUGGAAGUGGAGAUGUUUAUCGGGCCACGUAUACAGCAUUCAGAUGCGAGAGAAUGUCUGGGAUGCUUGGGGUCAAAGAAAAGAUGCAGGUGCCGUUUACAUUUCUCCCGCGGGACGGGGGGGACUAUGCUCAGUUUUGGGAUCUUGAGUGUCACCCAGUGACCAAACCACAGCAAAAGAGCCGCAUCCGGUUUCAGCUCUGUGGCAUGGGCAUAAGAGCAGGCGCAGGGACAAGCCGUAAAGAAGACUGCACUCUAGUACGGACAGACGUCAAUGUGAAGAGCAGGACGAGAGUGGAGUCUGCAGGCUCGAAGACAGGUACGGAGCCCUCCAGGAGAGGAGUGUACGCCCCUCAGAGUCUCUACACGUUCCCUGCCACACGUGUGGGUGAGGUCAGCACAUUGAAGGUCAACUUUCGAAACAACUCUUGUGAUACACAUGAGCUAAGAUUUUUAAGUCCUUCAGAGCCUUUCUACAUCAAGCAUUCCAAAUAUUCUUUAAGGACACAGCAUUAUAUCAACCUUCCUGUGCAGUUCAAACCGACUGCUAUAGGCCAGUUCACCAGCUUGCUGCUUGUUCAGACAGACACAGACGUUAAGCUUGCCAUAGAGCUCUCUGGUGAAGCUUUACCGUAACAGUCACAAACAUUGAUUGCUUAUUUAAGUAUUCUGUUCAUUUCCUCUCCACUUGGUUAGUGUGAGGCAAAAAGUGGGUAAGUGGAUGUGUAGUGAUGUACCUUUUGAGGAAAGUGGGGCUUUUUUUCAAUUCAGUCUAGACAUUAAAUAUAGAAUAAGCUUUAAUAUUGCACUAACCCAUAAUCCAGUAUGCCUAAGGGGAAGCCAUUAGCAUUAAUUAGGUCACUGGUUUUAUCCAUGCUAUGUGAUUCAGUACCAUUUCUUGCCUUGAUGAGGAACAUUUGAACAGUACAUCUUAUUUUAUAUUAGUAACACUUGUAAAUUUGAAUGUUGUGUGGUAUUUGUUACUUACAAACCAUACAUCACUAAUACAGAAUAACCUGUCUAAAAUUGGGAACUCAAAACUUAAAUUUGUUGAACAUUUUGUACAACACCCUGUAAAUGUAUUAUUUAUUUUAAAAUUCAAAAUAAAGAUUGAUUCAUGUUGGA